Molecule: messenger RNA, 767 nt
Organism: Oxyura jamaicensis (ruddy duck)
Lineage: Eukaryota; Metazoa; Chordata; Aves; Anseriformes; Anatidae
Gene: NDUFB8
Product: NADH:ubiquinone oxidoreductase subunit B8
Exons: 5
Coding region: 66-635 (189 amino acids)
Biological process (GO): mitochondrial electron transport, NADH to ubiquinone
Cellular component (GO): mitochondrion
Source: RefSeq, a predicted model, not a curated record
CGCCCCGAGCCUUUCUGUCCCCGCCGGCCGCCGUCGGCGGCGCCUGCGCGGUGGGAGGAGGGACGAUGGCGGCGGCCAGGCUCGGCGGUGUCCUCUGGCUGCGGGCGGCCGCCCGCCUGCGGGCGCUGAGGGUGGCAGCGCCGCUGGGAGCUCGGGCGGCCUCGGGUCUGUCCUCGGAUUUGCUGCCUGGGCCCUACCCGCGGACGCCGGAGGAGCGGGCAGCCGCUGCCAAGAAGUACAACAUGAGGGUGGAGGACUACCAGCCCUACCCCGACGACGGCUUAGGGUAUGGUGACUAUCCCAUGCUCCCUAAGCGCUCUUCUCAUGAGAGAGACCCCUGGUACCAGUGGGACGCUCCAGAUGUGAGGCAUAACUGGGGGGAGCCGAUGCACUGGGACUUUGACAUGUAUAUUCGGAACCGUUUUGAUACAUCCCCCACUCAAAUUCCAUGGCAUACUAUGCGCAAACACUUCUUCAUUUUUUUGAGUACCAUGCUGAUCAUGUUUGGCAUCGGAGGGUUCUACCCAUCUUACAGGCCUGUGGGACCGAAGCAGUAUCCCUUCAAUGACCUGUAUCUGGAGAAAGGAGGAGACCCCAAUAAAGAGGCACCAGUGGUGACGCACUAUGAAAUCUGAAAGCUGCUCUAAGUGUUUCUCCUGCAUCAGCUCUGCAGGGCGUGACAUCUUUAGUGUUCACUGUGACAUACGUUAAUGGUUGUUCAGUGUUUGACCACUAACUGCAGUGAAAUAUAUCAAUAAUACCUGUUG